Cokeromyces recurvatus is the source of this 681-nucleotide messenger RNA. RefSeq lists its product as uncharacterized. Lineage: Eukaryota; Fungi; Mucoromycota; Mucoromycetes; Mucorales; Mucoraceae. The coding region runs from base 36 to 347 and encodes 103 amino acids. The transcript is spliced from 3 exons. The record is from RefSeq and is a predicted model, not a curated record.
UUUUUUUUUAUUCUAUUUUACUUGUAUCUUUCUCUAUGAGUUAUUCGAUUUUUUUCUAUGGCUCUCUUAUGUCAAAAAAUGUACUUUUAAGAGUUUUAUGUGGUCCUGAUGCUUCAGAUGAUGAAAGACUUUUAAAAUAUAAUUCAAUUCGGUUAAAACCGACAUGGUUAAAGGAGUACGGGAGAUCUGCACUGAAAGGUGAAGAAUAUCCAGCAAUGAUCUAUACUGGUAAUAAGGAUGAUGUCGUUCAAGGUAUUCUUUGUGAAAAUCUAACAGCAAACGAUCUCCAAGCAUUAGAUAUUUUUGAAGGAAAUGUAAUUAAAUUAUAUAUUUACAGUGGCAAAUAAUAUGUAUACAAAAUAUUUAACAUGUAGGAAUAUGAACGUAAGCCAGUCAAAGUAAUAGAAGAAGAGGCUGAUUUGGUAAUAACUCCUACAGAGGCUUAUAUUUAUGUUGGUAACCUUGACCUCUUAUCUUGGAAAGAAUGGAAUUUUGAUUAUUUUAUCAAUUCUGGUAAAGAGCAAGAAUGGUUAAACAGUCGUUGCGAAUUCUAUCACGUCGAUUCACUUUAUACAUUGUUGUAGUACAAUAAAAUUACAUAAUAGUUUUUUUAUUCUAUGUAUUUCACAUGCUUUUUUUUUUAUAUACACUUUAUCUCUCUCUCUUUCUCUUUCUCUUUCU